AUGUCUAGUGCACCUACAGAAAAGAAAACAGUUGUCUUUCUAGGACCUAAAGGGACGUAUUCUCAUCAAGCGGCCAUUCAACAAUUCAGUCAUUUGGAUACAAUUAUAUAUACACCAACGAGCACUAUCCCAGAAUGUUUCAAUCAAUUAGAAAACAACCCAGCCGUAUCAUAUGCUGCGGUUCCAUUGGAGAACUCCACAAACGGACAAGUUGUUUACUCCUAUGAUCUUCUAAGAGAUAUAAUGCUCGAUGACUCAUGUGCCAUCGAUGGACAUCGUAUAAUUCCUCAAUUAGAAGUUAUUGGGGAACAGUAUGUUUCAAUUACUCACUGUUUAAUUUCUCCAAUUGCCAAUAUCAACCUUGAGGAUAUCAAAAAUUUCAAACUAGUUAGAAUAUUCAGUCAUCCUCAAGUUUGGGGUCAAGUCGCUCAAUAUAUGAGUAAAUUGAAGAAACAAUUCCCAGAUACAAAAUUUGAAACUAUAGAUACUAAUUCAACUUCAGAUGCUGUACUAAAAGCCAUUGAGAAACAAAAGACAGAUCAAAUACCUCAAACAACUGAAAUAUUAAAUAUUGCCAUUGCUGGAGAAACUGCUGCACAUCUAUAUGAUGCACAUAUUAUAGAUGAAUCUAUUAAUGACAGAUUGGGGAAUACAACAAGAUUCUUAAUUCUAAAGAAACUGGCCGAUAAACAGUAUCCUCCUCAACCUCCAAAUGUGAGUAAAAUGCAUGUGAACUUACUAAUGUUUACUUUGGAAUUAGAUGAUCCUGGUUCUUUAGUAGAUGUCUUGAACGUGUUGAAGGAAUAUUCGUUAAACAUGUCUUCCAUUAGUUCGAGACCUUACAACAGUGGGAAGGACGGAAGAAAGUGGCAAUACAUCUUUUAUAUAGAAUACGAUUCAGAUCCUCAAAUUGCUGAUAUCAAAACUUUCUACGAAGAGAUUAACGACAGAUGUGUCAAGUGGUGUCUAUGGGGUUCUUUCCCAAGAAACGAAAGGUACUACCAAUGA
Molecule: messenger RNA, 1008 nt
Organism: Maudiozyma barnettii
Lineage: Eukaryota; Fungi; Ascomycota; Saccharomycetes; Saccharomycetales; Saccharomycetaceae
Gene: PHA2
Product: prephenate dehydratase PHA2
Exons: 1
Coding region: 1-1008 (335 amino acids)
Biological process (GO): L-phenylalanine biosynthetic process
Cellular component (GO): cytoplasm
Molecular function (GO): prephenate dehydratase activity; chorismate mutase activity
Source: RefSeq, a predicted model, not a curated record